Paramuricea clavata is the source of this 330-nucleotide messenger RNA. Lineage: Eukaryota; Metazoa; Cnidaria; Anthozoa; Malacalcyonacea; Plexauridae. The record is from the annotation of a GenBank genome assembly.
AUGCAGGUAAAAGCAGGGUGCCUUUGCAAGAAAGUUAAGCGGUGGUUUGAUGACACCCAAGGAUCUGGGCCUGAUUUGCAAUACAGGUUCACAGGCAAGGAGUCUCGUAGGUUUUGUUACAAUUAUAUGAGCUUAGUCAAUGCACUAAGUGAUGAUAAUGACACAAAAGCAGACAGACAGGCUAUCCUUGUCUUUGCCUACUUAGGGCAGAGACUACGGGACAGUGUGUCUCUCAUAAACAGAUUUGACAUUAAAGAAGAGCAACUCGCCCAGCUUACUCUUGCAGCACAAGAGUAUUUGAGGGUGAAUGCAAUGUUUUUGUCAACAUCU